ACGAAGAAAAUAAUCUUUUUCUGUAGACUGCAAGUCCUUGGUGAAGCCAAAGUACCCAACAGUCACCGUAUUCUUGCUUGGGAAACUGGAGACACCUUAGAAGAAAAGGUCUUUGGAUAUUGGAAUUUAAUACAGAAGCAUUCUUAAAAGUAUCAUUUUUUUUAGGCCGAUGUACACAAGAUAGCAGCCAGACCUCCAGCGGCGCUGAGCGAUUGCUCAUCUCUGCUGGGAAAGAGCAGAACCACAAGUUCCAAGCACGGAAUGUCACCAAGAGCUUCCAUUGAUAUUUUAAUCAAUAAAUGCCUAACGAAUACCAGGUAAGCCAACCUUCACGAUGCUCGAUUCCACUUCAUAUGUGUCAGUAUGUGCAUGGGUGAACGACUGCAGCCGUAUUUUCAGCAAGACCUCCAGCCCAGUGGUCAGUAUAGGUUUUAAUACGGGCUGUACGUUGGGAGGAGGCUUUCUUUGCAAGUUAUAUGUGCGUGAGUCUUCAGGAGAAGAAAAAGCUGUGGAAAUAACCUGGAGACAAGUGUUUGAAGGCGGUAGCCUCUAUGUGGCAUGAGAGGAUGAUCAGCUGCUAAGCUUUGGCCUCAAACUCUUUGACAUGGGAGUUAAACCAGAGAGGAAACUCCUUGAGUGAGAAAUCAAGGUCGGUUGGGGUAUUCAAGUCUGUUUACUGUAACUUCUUGGAACAAAGUCUAUUGUUCUAGGUUUGACCAGUGCCUUGCACAACGGGAGUUUGAUCGUGACGUAAACAUUAAAGUAUUACUCUAAUACAGAUCGAAUUUUAUGGCCAAUAUGAUUCACGAUUAGGAGUCAGUCCAGCAAGAUCAUUGUUUGUUGGGAGCGAAGUCCUGGAGCCUUUAGAUGGUGACCACAGAAACACGACAAUCAGGGACAGCCACAGGAAACCUGAGGGAAGGUAAAUAUCACCAAAUUAUAGUGUCAGUGGUUCUAAUAUAUCUCUGUACCAGAGGAAUGAGGUGGAAGUGAGUCAUGGAGCCUUUCAUGCUCAUUGCAGACUCUGAAGCCUGUGAGUUUCAGUCACAUCUUAGUAGAUCAACACAGGAGCACACUGAAAAAUCUUUCAGACUGCACAUGAAGAUGCUGAAGAGAAAAAGGUUAAAAAAUAAAAAUGAAAAAAAAAAAUCCAGCCCUCAGGUGGCUACUGCUGCCUUACUCCAGCACUGGUGAGUAUUCUUCCACUCUUCUGUCAAAUGCAACACACACUAAAUAAUUAGCAUCUACUUUUGUGCAAGAUUCUUGCAAAUUUCCUUAUGUCCACAAAGUAGCAAAGAACUUUUCUAUCAAAUGCUCUUCAGAGUUGUGGUUUAGAAAGUGGGAUGGUAUCAGUGAAGAAGAACAGGAUAUAAAUUCAGCAGUUUCUGAGAAAAAGGUCCUUAAAGCUGUUAGACGUUAAACAACGAACUAAUUAAACAUCGCAGAAUGCCUGAGCAAAUAAUGAAUUAAUGUUUAUUGUGAAUUAGAUGGAGUUUUUUUCAUUAGUAGGAAUGUAACAUUAAAGCACAAGUUCUUUUGUGUAGCUGCUGCUCAGGAGGAACCAAACUGCCCCACCCUGCGUGAAUUACAAGGAAAAUUUGCAUUUGGAUUUGUGUCAGGUAUGACUCCUCCCUACCUACAGGGAUUUUGCAUUUACAAUAGCCCUUUUUUCUCCCUAGGCUUUAUGGCUUUAUUUCUGAAGCAAGAAGAAAAGACACUUGUCUCAUCCAGUCAGUUGUCUGUGGUCUUAGGCACGAUUAUGCCCUAAGAGCUGAAGUCAAGGAGAACCCCCUGGCUUGGACGCUGGAGAGGGAUGAGAUGAUGCAGCACAUUGCAGUUCUGCACGAGGCCUCAUGAUGUCCAUUGAAAGACUGAGCAGAUGGAUGGUGUUGACUCAAGGCUUCGCUGAAGUAGGAAUUAAUCUUCCCCAACCCUUAGCCAGCCUGCCUGUCACUUGCUGGUUUUCAGCUCUGGUUGUGUGUUGCCUGCACUUUGGUGGGGUUUGUUGUUGGAACGCACUGACAACCGAGGAGGAAGUUGAGCUGCGCAUUUCACAGCAAACAAGGGCUGGUGUUUCAACAACAGAAGUGGGAACUGGAUGUGAGUUCAAGGAGAAAGAGGCAGGGAAGAACAGUUAAACCCCUUAUCCUUUCAGUGCCCUCUUUUUCUCGCAUGUAUAGUGUACGUAUGUGACUUUGAAAGUAACACCAAAUCAUCUCUACUUAAUUGUGCUGGGGAGUUCUUAUUUCCAUUUCAUCGAUGCAGCUUUUUCUCCUGUAGUUUCAGGCAUCACUCAAGUUUCUCGGUGUACUCUCAGCAUCAAGGACGUGGAGUACUGCUGUUCCACCAUGCUACGGUAAAAGUGUAUGUUGUCUAAGGGUUACUGCACAGCACUGAGACUCACAGCUCCUGAACUUCAUUUCCUGUUUUGAAAUCACCUUGGGCACGUCCCAGCCGGGUUCUGUUGUUCCGAGAGCUGCUGAGCACUCGCGGUUCCUGUGGAGGUCUGAGCUCUACAGGCUUUGGGCAUUUCUGAAACUGCAAACUCAGUUGCGUGACGUGAAAUUUUCCACAACAGCCACUUGAAAUGAAUCGUCAUUAAAAAUUCAGCCCAAGGCUUCUCAUGUCUUUCUCAGUCUCUUCAACAUGUUCAAGGAUUAUUGUCUUCUCCACAGGCAUAAUUGGCAGAUAAUUAUUAAUGGAUCUUUGAAGUCUAUACAAAAUAAUAUCAUUUACUACUCAUAAUAAAUAGCAAAGUGAUAGCAAAUUGUACAUCCGGUUAAAGAAAUAUAAAGAUUAUAGAACUAAAAGGUGUUGUAGAAGGAAAAAUCUAGAUAGAUAUCAACCAAGGGCUGCCAGCAGCAAGGCACAGCCAGUGUUUAAAGAGUUAACCUGAGAUACAGGAGAUAAGAUUAGGUUCCCUCCGUACUGGACUUCGUCGUGAUCUAAAACAAAUACAGUGAUUGUUCUUUUCCUACUCAUAAAAUGUAGAUAACACUCUUUCUUCACAGGUGUGUUGUGAGCAUAAGUAUAAGAAAGAUUGUUAAAUUCCCAGAAUACGGGAAUAUAAGAAUAACCUUGAAUCGAGAUCGUGGUACGGAGAGAUGGGGCUAUGGAGCAGCCCUCUUUCACACAGUGCUCUCAAUUCAAACUACUUUUCAUCCAGCUUUGAGAGCUCAAACUUUAUUACAUAGGGUUGGAAUAUACAAAUGGGGGGUUGUACAUUGAAGCACUCUAAAAAAGUGAUUUCCACAAUAAUAUUUUCUCCUUUAAUGUAGCAACAUUAUGUUAAUUUUAUAUAAUUAUAUUAGUGAAAUAAGAUUACGAGGCUUUUGUGAAAAGCUGUUUCUACUACUUGAUAUUAUUUUUACUCACAUUUUGAUCUCAUGUUGUUCAGUAUUUCAUGCUUGAACACCAGAUUUUCAAAUCAGAACAAUUUCGAGCGGCAUUUUCAGGAAUACCUGGGCACUUAGGAGCCCAAGUUCAUGGAUGUACUCUUCUUAGUAAUCAGGAUAUCUUUGAGGAUGUUUUACUUUUUGAAUAGACUGCUCUUCAUCCCUUAAUUCUAUAUAAUCAUUCUUUGCAUUUCCCUGUGACCACGUGAAAUACCUUUUACUCAUUUGCAUAAAGUAUUUCUAGCAUGUAAGUGCGUACUACUAAUUGCACACUAACCUCAAUAUACUUUCAUACGCUUUAACAUCAAUAGAAAAGAAAAAGCUACGGAAUUUUCCUGUUUAAGCCAAACAUUUCAGCACGAAUGCCUUAUGUUGUAAAUUCUGGUAGAACUAUUGUACAGUUCACAGUGAUACAGAUUUAGAGCUGGAAUUGCUGCUAUAGUGAUCACACGGCAGCGCUGAACGUGGAAAGCCCAUAAACUCAGCUGAGCCGCUCUGCAAUAUCGCGGUAUAAAAUUGUCACUAACGCAAAUCAAUCCUUUGCCAGUAUAACAGUAAAAAAAAUUAACUGGGAGUAACUCUGUGGGUAAUACGGCUUUACCUGGAUAAUUUAGCAAAAGGAAAGGUGCUCAUUCGCAGGGGGAUGCCAGGGAGGGCGUGCUGGAGAUUUCUCCUUGUGCGAGGGCACGUUGAACAGAAUGUGGGGUGACACCGGGACAACCACCCUCAGCAUGAGCAAACGACAGCCGCCACUUCUGCGUAGAAAAUAUACCCACAGUGCUGUUGGUAUUGAUAUACUGAUGUGCUGCUCACCUGAACUGCUCGGCUGUCCUAAAUCCCCAUUCUCCCCAUUGUAUACUGCAUUCUUUGUUCCAGCAGUGCCCUCUGCUGUCUAAUAGCAUGGAAUAUACGCCCAAAGGGCUUUUUCCCUCGUCUGAAUCAUUGUAGGCUUUUCAGAUGGAUCUGUAUAUUUGAUGUAUAUUAUUUAUUCCACUAAAGAAAAGCCCUUAGCUAAUCAUAUUUUAGUUUAUCAUAUCGUUUGGCAUAUAAGAUUGGUGUUUGUUUUGUAGAUAUGAUCUAGCUGUGCGUAGAAAAACGGCCACUGUUGGCCGCAUCAGCUUAAUUGUAAGCAAGAGCCAGCGAACGACUUGGUUCUGUUGUCUCCUGCUCAGUCUUGAACACUUCAGAAGUUUUGCGGUGUCACGAGAGUUGAUCUGAAAUUAGGACUUACAUCCUCCUCUGAACUGGGGUCCAGGUUAGUGCACAACAGCAGCGGUGCUCUUUGGGUUGUCACAUACUCACCCCUUCCAAAAGAAGAAAUAACUCCUCUCCAUUUUCUGACUCCCUCAUCCUUUAUCCAACUAUUCCAUUUGUGAAGUUAAGCUGAAUUCUCUUUCAUUCCGUUUCGCAAUAUCCUCAAAGACUUUUAAACUACUGAUGUGAUAAUUCACCUUCACAAGAACUAUCCAGAUUUUUCUCUUUGUAAAGGUUGCUUUAAGCAGAUCACCUGUGGAGUAGUAAAUAUAUUUUCCACUUCUGGCUAUCCUAGCAGCUUACAGGUAAUUGGCUACACUCUGAGUUGGUAACCCAAAUAUUUAAAAAACACGAGUGGUUAAAGUUUAAUCCACACUCAUGACGAUGAUGUGGUAACGGAAGCCGUGCAUCAGGAUUCAUUCUUCGCUUGGAGAAUAAGGUGGCAGCAACACUCGUGUAGCAUGAUCUCUGACGGAAUACGGGAUGUCUAAAGCAGACUCAUUAAUGGUUGAAAUUAGGAUUUUCCACCAUGAAUGGAUAUCCAAACUGCACUGCUAACCACACUAACAUUUGGAGCCAUUCUUUGGUACUUGCACUGGGCAUCCCUCAACUGACCAUCAACAUAGCAUCUGUGAUCUUCAACUGCACAGUCAUCUUCACCAGAAUGGUGACAAAGGAUCUGCACAAGCCUAUCUCAAUACUCUUCUGCAAUUUGGCUUUUUCUGAUCUCUUCACCAGCUUUUCUGGCUUUUGGAUUGCAAUGCUGUUCAUCACCAAUCCUGACAUUACAAUAUUUGGAUCCAAGGACAUGCUUGCACCUUAUUCAUUAUAUACUGUGUCUAUCUUAUCCACCAUCUAUAACUUGGUAAGCAUUGGAAUUGAACGCUACCUGGCUGUGGCUGAAAGCAUGAGGACGAGGUUCAGGGUUGCUAGAUGCCAUUCCAUAGCUAUAGUUUUAAUUAACUGGGUCCUUGCUUUCUUUUUGGGCUGCUUGCCGUUGAUGGGGUGGAACUGCUUGCAUAGAGAAGAAAACCUCUCUGUCCUUUACAGUCCGUUUUGCGUUGACUACCUCAUCUUCAUCGCUGUUCCAAAUGUUGUGGUGGCUUUUAUUAUACCUCUGUUCACUUACCUUCGAAUCAUUAUCAUCUUGAGGAAGAGAAAGCUGAGAAUGAAAGCAUGUGGACAAGCUACCGGCACCUACAAAUCGGCCGAGAUCCAGGUUGCCAGAACCAGUAUCUUCAUUUGGCUCCUGGCGUUGAUCUCCUACGCUCCUUUUUUCGCAGGAGUCAUAUUUGAUGCAACCAACCGUCGGUGCCGCAUUGAUCUCUACCCAGGCGUCUACAUCUUCCGAAACUUCACGGCCAUGCUAAUAACCAUGAACUGCUUAGGAAACCCUAUGAUAUAUACCCUGAAAGUCAAAAUUCUGGGGGCUAAAUUCAAGGCUCUGAAAUGCCUCUUCACCAGCCGUGUCCAAGCCUGCACCAUUGAGAACAUCUAGCAGGAACUGUCAACGACUGAUUCCUGCCUCCUUUGG
Cuculus canorus (common cuckoo) is the source of this 6183-nucleotide messenger RNA. Its product is annotated as lysophosphatidic acid receptor 1-like. Lineage: Eukaryota; Metazoa; Chordata; Aves; Cuculiformes; Cuculidae. Gene Ontology annotation, biological process: G protein-coupled receptor signaling pathway. Bases 5179 to 6147 code for a protein of 322 amino acids. Gene Ontology annotation, molecular function: G protein-coupled receptor activity. Gene Ontology annotation, cellular component: membrane. The record is from RefSeq and is a predicted model, not a curated record. The transcript is spliced from 4 exons.